UUUUCAUUUCUUCUACUUUCUCCUCUCCUUCCCACCCUCGUCGCGUUUUCGAAGCGACGCGAGCCUAGCGACCCGAACCCGAAUUCGAGUUCAAAUCUCAGAGAGAGACACCGGCGUAGCUCGUGGAAUCGACGGUUACUUCUCGCUCUUCCUUCGAAUUGUAUUGCGGGUUUUCCUUGCUAUGGCCGCCACAGCAACUGCCUCUUCAAUGGGUCCGCGGUAUGCACCACCAGAUCCGACACUUCCUAAACCAUGGAAGGGACUUGUGGAUGGCAAGACGGGGUAUCUUUACUUUUGGAAUCCCGAGACCAAUGUCACCCAGUAUGAGAGACCCUCGAGCUCAGCUGCCCCACCAAAGUCCUCUUCAGUGCCUAGCUCUUCUGUCCAGGUUCAACAUGCGUCUCAAGGGUUGCAACGUGGUCGCAGUCCUGAUUUCAGUGAUAGGUAUGAUAGAAAUGGCAGUGGUGGGUCAAAUGAUGCUGGAUCACGGAAUAAUCAGAGUUCCAAAGGUGGAAGUUACAGUUCCCAUAGUGUGCCAACUGGAACGAAUGCUGCUGCCAAUGCUAGUUAUUCUGUCAAAGGUCAGGGGGCAUCGGAUGCUGCGGCUGUGCUAUCUCCAGAAUCUUAUCGAAGUCGGCAUGAAAUAACUGUGACCGGAGACAAUGUGCCACCACCUCUUACUUCAUUUGGGUCUUCUACUGGCUUUCCACCGGAGGUUUUGAGAGAGGUACAAAAUGCUGGUUUCUCAGCCCCAACUCCAAUCCAGGCACAGUCAUGGCCCAUUGCUCUUCAAAGUAGAGAUAUAGUUGCCAUUGCAAAAACAGGCUCAGGGAAAACCUUGGGAUAUUUAAUGCCCGCAUUUGUUCACCUCAAGCGCUGUGGUAAUAACUCCAAAAUGGGCCCCACUGCAUUGGUACUUUCACCAACAAGGGAGUUGGCGACACAAAUACAAGAUGAGGCUGUGAAGUUUGGGAAAUCUUCAAGAAUUUCUUGUGCAUGUUUGUAUGGAGGAGCACCCAAGGGUCCUCAACUCAGAGACAUUGACCGGGGAGCAGAUAUUGUGGUAGCCACUCCUGGUCGCUUGAAUGAUAUUCUUGAGAUGAGAAGAAUUAGUCUUCAUCAGGUCUCUUACCUGGUGCUAGAUGAGGCAGACCGGAUGCUGGAUAUGGGUUUCGAACCUCAAAUUAGGAAAAUUGUUAAUGAGGUGCCUAAUCGCAGGCAAACACUCAUGUUUACUGCAACUUGGCCAAAGGAGGUUAGGAAAAUAGCAGCUGAUCUACUGGUCAAACCUGUCCAGGUGAACAUUGGCAAUGUGGACGAGCUGGUUGCUAACAAGUCCAUUACUCAGCAUGUUGAAGUGUUGCCCCUGAUGGAGAAACAGAGACGUCUGGAAAAUAUUUUAAGGUCACAGGAUCAAGGAUCAAAGAUAAUUAUUUUCUGUUCUACCAAGAAAAUGUGUGAUCAACUUGCUCGUACUCUGACACGUCAGUUUGGAGCUGCUGCUAUACAUGGGGAUAAAUCCCAGGCUGAGAGGGAUCACGUGUUGAGUCAGUUUCGAACUGGGAGGUCACCUGUUCUUGUAGCUACAGAUGUUGCUGCCCGGGGACUGGAUAUCAAGGACAUUAGGGUGGUUGUCAAUUACGACUUCCCAACAGGAGUUGAAGACUAUGUUCAUAGGAUUGGAAGGACUGGGAGGGCUGGAGCCACUGGGCUAGCUUACACUUUCUUUGGUGACCAGGAUGCAAAAUAUGCUUCAGAUCUCAUCAAAGUUUUGGAAGGUGCAAAUCAGAAAGUACCUCCAGAACUUCGUGAUAUGUCAUCGCGUGGUGGUAGUGGGAUGGGAAGAUCCAGACGAUGGGGUUCUGGUGGAAGAGGUGGACGCGGUGAUUCUGGAUACGGUGGAAGGAAUAAUGACUCAGGAUAUGGUGGAAGGGGUGACUAUGGAGGAUACGGUGGAAGAGGUAGUGAUUCAAAUUAUGGAUCUAGGGGGACUGCUUCUUCUGGCAGAGGAGGCCGUGGUUUUGACUAUGAUUCUCAGAGGAAUGAUCGGGGUCCGAGUCCAGAAAAGGGAUCUAAAUGGAGUGAUCGCUACAAAAGCGUCAACCGUGAACGUAGUCGUAGCCCUGACAGGGCUGCUGCACUACCUCAACAUUCGCAAAGCAGCUUUCACAAGUCAAUGAUGGAACGUGGUGGAUGGGGGGGUGAUAGUGAUCGCAAUAAGAGCUCUAACAGAGAUCGAAGCCGCAGUCCUAGCCCCUAUAGACAGGAAAGGACCGCAGCAGUUCGUGAACGAUCCCCAGUUCACAGUUUUCAUCGAUCGAUGAUGGGACAAGGUCAAUCCUCCCCACCACGGCAGCGUGCACGCAGUCCUCCAAAAGAGUGGGGAGGUGGAGAGGUGGAGGAAGGGAUGAUUCCAGAGGAAGAUGGAAUGAUAGGUCAAGGUGGUGAUUAGGAUUUUGAUUAUCCUCUGACCAUUUACAUAUAUAUACAAAUAUAUGUUAAUGUUGUUUUGAUCCACUACUUACGUCAGUGGAAGGGCAUUGUUGAUUGGACAGACAUGGACAAUUUAGGAUCUGAUAGUAGAAUUCAUGGCAAAUGUAUAUUUUGAGGGCUUUGUGGAAAGCCUGGAAAUGAGGCAUAGAUGAACCGGAUAUUCUGCCUUUUUUCUUGUUUUCGUGAAACUCGACUUUGUAUCUAGUUGGGUUCUUCGUUCUCAUAUAGACACAUUAUUUAGAAACUAAAACUAAAUUGUUGUAUUUUUCCACCUAACCCACUGCCACCAAGGGAAUCGACUCAUCUUGCUCCCAUUU
Molecule: messenger RNA, 2810 nt
Organism: Vigna unguiculata (cowpea)
Lineage: Eukaryota; Viridiplantae; Streptophyta; Magnoliopsida; Fabales; Fabaceae
Product: DEAD box RNA helicase family protein
Molecular function (GO): nucleic acid binding; protein binding; ATP binding
Source: RefSeq, a predicted model, not a curated record